Messenger RNA from Ornithodoros turicata, 5160 nucleotides. Its product is annotated as tetraspanin-9-like. The transcript has 9 exons. The coding region runs from base 339 to 1109 and encodes 256 amino acids. The record is from RefSeq and is a predicted model, not a curated record. Lineage: Eukaryota; Metazoa; Arthropoda; Arachnida; Ixodida; Argasidae. Gene Ontology annotation, cellular component: plasma membrane.
AUUUCUCGCUCCCAUCCGCUUGCCUUCUGCUACUCGCUCAGCUUCGGAAAGCGGUGGCGGUGGCCUGCAGUUGUUGUGGUCUGAUCGAGUGGUGCCCUUGUCCGUCAGCAUCUUUUUUUAUGCACAUACGUGUGUCAUGAAUACUUGUUUUGUGGAUGGGUUUGUCCAUCGUCGGGGGAUUCAUGAAAACGUCGACGUGCGCAUGUUGCGGAAGUAGUUUGUUUGUCAACACGAACCAUCUCCAACUUACUAUGUGGCUUCCCGCGUCCCUAAACAAGCGAAAAAUCAGCGACAUUGUGCGCAAUUUUUGAAGCACACGUUGGCAGCGGUGCAGAGCCAUGGGUAAGACCGGCUACACGUGUGUGCGGCAUACCCUCUGCUGCUACAACCUGCUCUUUUGGAUUCUAGGCUGUGGCAUGACGGGGGUUGGCAUCUGGCUUCACUUAGCAUACGGCGGAUACUCCAAUGUGCUGCCAACACACAGAGUGCUCAGUGCCGAUGGGUUGUGCCUUACUGCAGGAGUAGUCACAUUUUUGCUUGCAUUCCUCGGAUGCUGUGGAGCAUGGUUUCAAAGUAAAUGCCUACUCUGCCUGUACUUCGUUUUGCUGAUUAUUAUAUUUCUGCUGGAGUUUACAGCUGGAACUUUGGGAUUUGUGUACAGAAAAAAUAUUGGGCAGUCCCUAAUGCAUGAAAUGACUGUCGGGAUUCAGGAGAAGUAUAGUCCUGAUAACGACAAUGGACUGGCUGAAGUUUGGGACCACAUACAUUCAAAGUUCGAGUGCUGUGGAGUGCAGGGCUACAGAGAUUGGUACCGUGUUGCAGCUUGGCCAAAGAAUGACUGGGUGCCUCAUUCGUGUUGCCUGGAAGAAUUUUCAAACAACACGGCCUGCGGGCAGGCGGGAAAUCCUGACUUCCUAAAUCAAGGCGGCUGCUACAAGAAGCUGCACAUGUGGAUUAUGAAGCGGCUCUACAUAGUCGGUAUCAUCUGCAUGAGCUUCGCAUUCGUUCAACUCUUUGGCCUCAUCUCUGCAAUGGUCCUGCUAUGCACUGCCAGCGAAAAACGGAAAAAGAAACGCUCUAGAAAUGUGCAUUAUGCGGCGAUGGUUUGACGAGCAGCUGAAGACGACCUUGUCCAUUCGGCCAACUUCUUUUGCAGUAAAGCAGUGUUGAAGUGGUGGAAAGCUCUAUGCCAUCUGUCACUACCGAGCAGCUCCCUAAAUGGAACUGUCCUUUUAUCAUUAUCUUGUUGUGCAUUUCAGAAUUUCUUUUGGGGCAAGGUUGGCAUUCCUUAAUUUUAAAUUUUUUUUUGGCAGUUGCAUUAUGAAGGACUAACUCUCUUCUUUGUUCUGCCUGCUUGUUGACUUUUCUUGCGGCUGUGAGGAUUGUUAUGUUUCUCCUGUUUUAACAUAUAGUUUUAUUUGGUUGGGUGCACAGUAUUUUUGAAUAUAUAUUUAGUGGAUAGGGGAAAUAUCGAGUUAUGUACAAAUAUUAUUUGGAUAUUUAUACAUAUACAUAUUUUAAUAUAAUAUUGUGAAAGCUGUACCUAUAGCGGUUGUACUUUGCCGUUAUCACCUCACUCCUGUUAUGUUCAAAAUGUCUGAGCCUGAGUAUUUGUGAUACACACUUCGAUUGUGGUUUCGGUUUCAUAGGGAAAGAGUGUCACACGAUUAAUUCAUUUUCAGUAUAAAUUUACCUUCAAAGUGAAUCAUGACGGCCAAGGUCAACCAGUAAUGUACAAAAAAAAUGCAUGAUCAUAGUUACAUGAAAACAUAUCCCAAUUUUCUACAUGUGUGGUGAUGUAUACAAGGACAUGCUGUGUAUAAUAGUCGUAAACAGUGCUGAGAGACGGGGCAAUAGCUACAGGGUGGAGCUUCAGAGUGGACACAGUGAUGGCUGUCUCCCAACCAUUCACUUUUACUAAUGGGGCACCGCUCUGCUACUGUCGAAGUGUCUUUGAACGUGGCUUCACAGCUGAGCAUCAAAACACGUGUGUAUAUAUAUAGGACAACUAUUUUGAAUGAUGUAGACAUAAUGGAGUUGUUUAAAUUAUGCGAGUCAGCCGAGGACUCUGUACAAUUAUGACCAUUUUUAUAUGCAACAGCCAUGCUUAUGUAUAUGGCACAUUUUUUUGUAUGGACACCUUUUACCUUUACAAGAACCGCCACUAAAAUUUAGCUGUACUUUGGUUAUAUUAUAACUAAGGAAUGAGCAGGAGGUUUGCACAUGCAUCCAUAAUUAAUAUGGAGAUAAGUAAUGCAGCCCGUCAAAUAUGUGCUGCCAGGCCGAUACUGCCAUGUUGAAGAUUUGCUUGUGUAGGCCUUUUGAUGUGUCUAUAAACUACAUGCUUCCAUGUAAGAGAUGGCUAAGUAAGACAGAGUACAACGAGAUAGCACUGCCUAGAAAAGCUCGUUGGUUCUUGCAUGUGACAUUGCAGUUAUGUAGUGUCUUCUAAAUUUAUAUGUACAAUUUGCAUUUACAAGGACUGGCAAUGCCAGAACCACUGCCCAGACUGAGUGAAAGUGAUACGUAUAUUUUUAUUGCAGCAUUGAGGGAUAUUAGUACUUCUCAGAAUGUACUACACUUGCAUUGUGUAAGGACCAAAUAUAUAAUUUAUGAACGAUCACUGAUGCUACAUAAGUGCAUAAUUAUAAUUUAAGCUUAGUUUAGGUGCAUGUUGCAAUGGGCAGAUGUUUCUAUUACAGAAAUCGUGAGAUUUCUGUGGCACAGUGAAAGGUGUAAUGUAGUGAAGGAUGCUUCUAUUUUUACUACAAAGUGGGAAAGAAUUGGUGUGUAGGAAAAAUUUGCUGCAAAUGUCGGUCAUACUGAACUAAUACUUCUACUGAGAUAUGCAUAGGCCUUCCAGUAUUUCACCAUUCAAUAGGAAUCCUGCUUUUUAACACGAAUUUACUAGCACAAAUUUUAACGAGAAUUUACACUCUUAAAACUGAACUUCAUCACAUAGCAUGCUCCUAAGUCUUCACCACUAUCCCGAAUGACAUAGUUCUGCCCCUGAUAUGUUCAUAACGGGAAGCGUAUGCCUUUUUUGACACUCAUGCAGUUAUGCUAAUUGUCGUAAAAAGGCAUACACCCCUCGCUUUCCACAAAUCAGGAGUGAUACAAUGGUAUCAUUCUGCGCAAUGGUUGGCCUUCACCAUGCUGUAUGUGGUGAAGUUCCGUUUUAAGAGUGUACUGCACAUUACGUAAAAACAGCAGCAUAGUCAGAAAAAGAUUUCUGGAGGGUUCUAGGGGGACUUUACAUGGGAGAGGAUUUCACCCUCAUUUCCCUCUCCCAAAUGCACUACCAAAGGUACGGUCUUGGGAGGGGUUUGAACUCCUCCUCGAAAAGCCCCCCUCUGGCUACGCCACUGCCUGAAAAGCAUAGGUUAUGUGAACACGGUACAAAAACCAGCAAUGUGUGCAGACAUAUAUCAUGAACACUAUAGAAUGAAACAAGUCCAGGACAUGUCAUCAGAGUAGUAGUCUGUCAAUUAUCAGCGUGCAGAAAACACAAACACUAGUAUACACAUUAACAUUCCAUGUGCCCAGUGAAAAGAAACCAUAUGAAUAUACCUUUAAUUUAUUAGUAUUUUUGCGUGUUUGACUGUAACACAAAGUAUAACAUGUACAUCGAAGACUGUCACUUCACUGUCUGAAAUAUGCAAACGAUAUGAAGCUUCCAUAUAUGUGUAAGGGUGAUGGUGGUGACUGGAAUAGUAGGUCUUUGCACUUGGGUGAGCCUCGUGUGCAUUGUGUUUGUGUACUAAGCAUUAUUGUGCACAUGGUGGUCAUUUCAAACUUUGUAUUGUUCUAAUAUAAAGGAUUUGGGGAACACUGUACAGUAGAAGACAGCAUUGAAAUAUGUGGUACUGUAUUGAAAUUACAAGCUGACAUCUUGGUUAUCGUCAUCCUUGUAUUAUGCAUUGUAGUGUAGAAAGCAAUUUUUAAAUGAUGCUGUUCUCAAAGUGAAAGUGCACUCAGUUGUCAUGGCGACAGGACUGUGAGUAAAGCCAUCAUCUGCCUCGCAUCCUGGGAGCACCGGUAACGCCAUCUGGGCAAAAGAGUUCCUGUUUUAUUCCUCCUCACUCUCAUUCACGACCUGCUCACACAAACAGCCUGCAGUGAAGUGUGGCUCGUUUUCAUGGACAUGGUGGUCACUAAAAGUGUCAUUGUGACUGAAAGGGUUAUUAAUCAUAACGCCACAAUGAGUAGGCCGGCCAUUUUAGUCUGUAUAGCAUUAUUGGCAAUGGAGCUCUGUUGUCAGCCUGUGAUGCACCCUGAAAUCCAAUCCAGUCUCUUUUCGUUACAAGAUGAUGCUUCCAUAAAACCAAGCCGGAGGACUUUUUAUAAACAGACAUGAUGUGACACGUUAUUGACAGCCUAAAAAUAAAAUAUGAAGUAAAUGUUCAUGCUGUAUUAAAAGCCCUUCAGAGUUUGCACAGUCCUAGUUUUGUACAGCAGUGCAAACAAAAAUUUCAUUACUACAUGAGCUUUCUCUUUUUGCAUCCUCUCUAAACAUAUGCCACGAAUUAGCUUGUUAUUUUGUCAUAUUUAUUGUCGAUGCAUUAAAGCCUAUCUGCCAAUGACAGAUGUGCGAUGAAUGCUCUUGCACAUUCCCAUGUUUAUACGAUUGUAACAUGUUAUAGCAGCACACACCUGCACAUUUUAGUUUAUAUUGAGCAUAGUAAUAUUAAUUACCUUAAACUUUCAAUUCACUCACUUUCAUUUCAAACUCAAACUGCUUUACUUGAACGGUUUCUGGAAGCUAGGAACUAAGGUGUCAGUUCCGACCAUCCUCGCUGGCACCAUGCAUAUAACAAUACUAUUACGAUUCUGGUACAGGUAUUUAUCCUGAUUGAUUGGUCCUAUAGAAAACAAGUAGCAAAAAACUGUUGACCAAGUGCAUAAACUACAGCAAAUCAAAUCGGCAAAUUGGGAAAACUAGUACUGUAUAAUUUUUUUUGUGUGUCGAUGACCACAAUAAAUGUGGCACCCGUGAUGAGACAAAAGGGAAAUUGUUCUUGCACUUAUACUUCCAUACACAUUGUGACACCUCCCAUGUUGAAAUUGCACAGUACAAUAUAGAUUAUCUAACCGCAGAGAAGCCAAAAUCGAACCUGCAUUUAUGACUUUGUGCGAAUGAAAAGAAAUGUUGAACAAAUA